AAGUGUGGCUGAGGACGGCACUUCCGGGUUUCCUUUGAUCAGUACGAAGCUGGACGUGUAACCGACGCAGUUCUCUCUCAGAUAAACAAGCGUCCUUGGCGCAGUAUAAUUUCGAUGUUCUUUGUUUCUCUUGUUUAAAAUGAGUGCGGAAAAAUACCCCCGGUCGUCCAUAGAGGAUGACUUUAACUAUGGCACAAAUGUGGCGACGGCAAGCGUGCAGAUCCGAAUGGAUUUUCUGCGGAAGGUGUACUCCAUCCUCUCCAUCCAGAUAAUCCUGACCACAGCUACAUCUGCCCUCUUUAUGUACUCUGACACGAUCAAGAACUUCAUUCACGCAUGCCCCUCCUUGGUCUUGGUGUCAGCGAUUGGCUCGCUGGGUCUGAUUUUCGCUCUAGCCAUCUACAGGCACCAGCACCCUAUCAACUUGUAUCUGCUCUUGGGAUUUACACUUCUGGAAGCAAUUUCUGUUGCUACUGCUGUGACCUUCUACGAGUACGCCGUGGUGUUUCAGGCCUUCGUGCUGACGGCGGCUGUGUUCCUGGUGCUGACUGCCUACACCUUCCAGUCAAAGAGAGAUUUCAGCAAGCUGGGAGCCGGACUGUUUAGUGUCCUGUGGGUUCUGAUCAUCGCCAGCUUUAUGAGACUCUUCUUCUACAAUGAGACGGUAGAGCUGGUAUUCGCUGGGGCAGGGGCCCUGCUCUUCUGCGGCUUCAUUAUCUACGACACACACCUGAUCAUGCACCAGCUCUCCCCGGAGGAACACAUCCUGGCCUCCAUCAACCUGUACCUGGACAUCAUCAACCUAUUCCUGCACAUCCUCCGCAUCCUGGAGUCUUUGAAGAAGAACUGAGCCCACCUGCUGCCCUCUGGUGGUGAAAGAUAACACUGGCUGGAGAAGAUUCCCUAACUGAUAAUAAAUAAUCAGUUUGCCAGUGACCUUUACCUGUGUUCUGUAAUGUGUACAUAUUUUUCUGGCCAUCUCUUGACCUGAUUAGCAGGGUGUUUAGAUUAGCUUGCAUUUUAAAGCAUUGAAUCAGUUACCGAGGACUCAAGAAGAAUUAUGCAUUACCCUAGAAGUAAUUCAAAUAAAACUUAGCACAACAUAAAUUGAUGAUCUGAUCAUAACAGUCAAUAAAGUUAUAAUGAAUGCUGUAGCUUGGCUACGAAAACUGUUUAAUGAACAGAAUAAGUGAAUACUUUGGACUAUUUAGUGAUAUUGUUUUUUUUUUUUACCAAUUAUCCAGCUUAAUUUACUUGGCAGAUUAGUAGUAAGUGUGUUUAAGUUAUACCAGUGAAAGUGUUUAGGGGAAUAUGAAUGUGGAAAAAAAUUGUACUAUGGGUUCACAGCUAGAAUAGUUUACUUAAAUAUUAAAAAAAAAUACUAUGUACUGCUGACUGCAGGUGGUGGUUUCAUUCUUAAGAUUCAUGUUGCCCCAGUACAACCCCCCCCCCUCAUAAGUUCAUAAAUAUGUUUAUGGGCUUUUUUUAAUAUUUAUUUUAAUUCUGUUUUUAUUAAGCUAUAUUAUAAGUGGUGUUAAAGGGAUACAUUAAGGGCAGAUGUGUGUUUACACUGAGAAUUUGCAUCAGAUUAUAUAAUUUGAGUUCAUCUCUUUACAUACAUUUAUAAUGAAGACCGCAAGUGCAAUAUUAAUUAUAAUGAGUAAUGUAGUGACUUAUGUUUAAAUUGUGACCCUGUUGUGAGUAUGUGUAUGUUGGUGUUCAAAAUAAAUAGCUAUGUGAAA
Brienomyrus brachyistius is the source of this 1742-nucleotide messenger RNA. It is a transcript of the gene tmbim4, whose product is annotated as transmembrane BAX inhibitor motif containing 4. NCBI's taxonomy places the organism in Eukaryota, Metazoa, Chordata, Actinopteri, Osteoglossiformes, Mormyridae. The record is from RefSeq and is a predicted model, not a curated record. Bases 140 to 850 code for a protein of 236 amino acids. The transcript has 7 exons. Gene Ontology annotation, cellular component: membrane. Gene Ontology annotation, biological process: negative regulation of apoptotic process.